AUGCAACGAAUGGCCACUUCACUCGAACAACGUAUGCCAAAUUGGGUUAUAGAACAUAAAUUAACAAAAGAACAAAUAAUAGCAAAUAUUAGUUCAUGGCUUACGAAACAUUGCAUAAAAAUUGCUGUUUUUUCACUUAGUAAUAAUCUUCUUUAUUCAUGGAGAGAUGCUUAUUAUAGUACAAAUAUUCCACAUAUUGAACAUGUUAUACAAGUAUUUACUCGUUUACAUCGAGAAAUAUAUUUAUUAGAUCAUCUAAUUGAUAUUCUUAUAUCUGAAUUUCAUUCAUUAUAUACAUAUAAUUAUGCUGUACUAUGGCUUAAUACAGAUUUAACAAGACGUGAAGUUCGUGUUUCAUGGCGUUGUUCAAUUGUUAAUUGGCUAAUUGGUAUUCAACGUAAAAAUAAUAUGAAAGUUGAAGUAACUCAACAUGCUGUUCGAUUAAUCGAUGGUAUUGAUACAUUACAAGGUCAUAACGAACGAACAUAUCAAUUAAGAUCAAUGGCUUUUUUUAUUCUUGCUGCUAAAUUUCAUAAUCGUAGUCGUAUUAGAAUGGAAGAAUUUUCACGUUACUCAGCAAAUGCAUUUGAACCACGUGAAAUUAGUGAUUGUGUGCGUACAGUCUAUCAUGAAUUAAAUUUUGAAGUUCAGCUACCUCUGGCAUUUGAUUUUCUCGAAUUAUAUCUUGAAUUAAAUUCUAAUGAAACUUUUCAAUUAAAUAUUUCCAAGAUUCGUGCAUUAGCAAAUUUAUUUAUUCAUGUUGCUUGUAUACAAUCAUGGUCAAGUUGUUUUAAUGCAUCAUUAUUAGCUAGUUCUGUUCUUAUACUUUGUUUAAAAUUUUUACAUGAUAAAAAUUCUAUUUCACAAUUAUGUUCAAUUAUUUGUUUAUUUGAUUAUUCACUUGAACUUAUUCUUGGUCUUGCUGGUUAUAUUGCAUUAAUUAUUAGUGAUAUGCCAGAUAUACCAACAGAUCGAUCAAAUUAUUAUUUUUAUGCACAUAAAAUGUAUAAUGAUGAAUUUCGUCAUAAGAUUGAUGAUAAUUUUAAAUUUGAUCGUGUUAAAAAAUUUUGUCGAAUAUUUGUUCAAAUAUCUGAUAUUAAUCGACAAAUUUCAUAUGGAAUGCAUAAUCUUGUACUUAAUCAAUUACAUAUUUUUGAAAAAACAUAUCCACAUAAUUAUAAUCCAUUAUUAUGUAUAAAUAAUAAUGAAAAUCGAUCAAGUAAUAUUAAUGAAAAAUAUCGAUCAAUACAAUUUAUAAUACGAGUUGUAUUAGCAGCAAAACGUUUUUCAAAACGUAUUUUAGAAAGACAAAGAAUAAUUCAACAAUUAAAAACAACAUCAUUAAUUUGA
Molecule: messenger RNA, 1350 nt
Organism: Rotaria sordida
Lineage: Eukaryota; Metazoa; Rotifera; Eurotatoria; Philodinida; Philodinidae
Source: the annotation of a GenBank genome assembly